This is a messenger RNA of Anisakis simplex (herring worm), 507 nucleotides long. NCBI's taxonomy places the organism in Eukaryota, Metazoa, Nematoda, Chromadorea, Rhabditida, Anisakidae. The record is from the annotation of a GenBank genome assembly.
AUGUACAAUGGAUAUGCACUACCACUGUAUCCGCCCCAAUUUUUCUACCCGUCUGCAAGCGCCCAACCUUCGUUCACCUAUAUACCUUCUCAAAUCGCUACACCUAAUUCAACAAAUUACUAUUGGACCGAUUCAACAAUCCAGCAAUCUGCUAUUAAUCGCACUAGUAAGUUCCUUAUUCAUCCAGUAGGUGUCUCUGGUUGCAAUAUAAGUAAAGGUCGCCGUAGUCGAACGACCUUCUCUCGCUAUCAACUGCAAGCAUUGGAAGAGCUUUAUGGAACCACACAUUAUCCAGAUGUUUUUACGCGACAAAAACUGGCUGAUCAAAUUAAUCUCGCCGAAAGUCGUGUUCAGAUUUGGUUUAAAAAUCGCAGAGCCAAAAGUCGUCUUCAAGAGAAACAAAAAGUGCUAAAUGAAAGCGCAACAGUGGAUGAGCUGGCCAACGAUGAUACGAUCUCACCGUCAACACAACAACGAAAGCAGCAACAAGAAAUUGCAAAACGGUGA